CUGCACAGAGGAGAAACUGCAGCUGUUGAAGGAAGAAAUCAGGACAAGAUCCCCAAGAAACCUGAAAAAUGAAGCCUAAGAUGAAGUACUCAAAAUCCAAAAUUUCCCCAGCAAAGCUUAACAGCACAACAGACAAAUCCCCGGCACAGCCUUGCAAAUUAAGAAGAUCUCCACAGAAGGCCAAAGAGAUUUGCCAUGUCUACUACAUGAGGCUCCGCUCUGGCCUCACCAUAAGAAAGGAGAGCUGUUACUUUGUGAAAGAACCUGCCAAAAGAUACCCACUAAAAUCGCGCAGAAAGCACGAAGAGAAUUUCUCUUCCUACUCACAGGAUGCUGUGACGAGAUCCCUGUUUGAAGCGCGCAGUUUGCAAGCACUUGCAGCAGCACCGAGUAUUCGAGAAUCUUGUGCUUCCCUGAGCACAUACAAUGACCAAUCUGUUAAUUUUGUUUUGGAGAAUGGAUGCUAUGUGAUCAAUGUUGAAGAUUCUGCAAAAGACCAAGAACAAGACAAGGUGUUACUGCGUUACUACGAGUCUUCUUCUCCUGCAAGUGAAGCAGGUUCGGACGAUGUGGAUAGCAACAUGCCGAUGGUGAACAUGAGUCCCAUCAAGGACACAGACAUCUGGCUGCAUGCCAAUGACAAGGACCACUCUGUGGAGCUCCAAAGAUGCCAAGUCCCGCUGCCAGAUCAGGCAUUCUUCGUCCUUCACAGAAAGUCCUCCGACUAUGUUUCAUUCGAAUCCAUGAGUCACCGCGGGGCGUUCAUAGGAGUGAAAGACAACCAGCUCGCUCUAAUAGAAAAAAAUGACAUGAGUAGUUUUUUUAAGCUCUCUAAAGUUUAAUGUAUCAAAAAGCUUGUGGGCUCUGGGUCAGAUGACGUAAAUGUUACCACUGAAGAAGGGAUAAGAGAGAGAAAGAAAGAAAG
Messenger RNA from Acomys russatus (golden spiny mouse), 925 nucleotides. It is a transcript of the gene Il33, whose product is annotated as interleukin 33. Gene Ontology annotation, biological process: positive regulation of cytokine production; positive regulation of inflammatory response. NCBI's taxonomy places the organism in Eukaryota, Metazoa, Chordata, Mammalia, Rodentia, Muridae. The transcript has 8 exons. The coding region runs from base 69 to 842 and encodes 257 amino acids. Gene Ontology annotation, molecular function: cytokine activity. The record is from RefSeq and is a predicted model, not a curated record.